Messenger RNA from Vitis riparia (riverbank grape), 2290 nucleotides. Its product is annotated as glycosyltransferase family 92 protein RCOM_0530710. Bases 127 to 2052 code for a protein of 641 amino acids. Lineage: Eukaryota; Viridiplantae; Streptophyta; Magnoliopsida; Vitales; Vitaceae. The transcript has a single exon. The record is from RefSeq and is a predicted model, not a curated record.
UGAGAAAAAGGUUGGGAGAAAAAAGAAAGGAAAAAAGUGUAAGGGUGAGCGGCAGCCAUAAACGCGUCCUCUCACCCUCUCUGACACGUUUGACAAACCACUUUAGAUAUCCAGGACCAUAUCACCAUGAAACUAGCGAAAACCCCCCUCUGUCGGCACCAGAUCUACUCCGACUCCUCAGCUUCCUCUCAAAACUUCCCCUCCAAAUUCUCUGUACUUUACCUUAAGCUUCCGUUCCACCAAUUCAUGGACUCUGAACAGCGCCGCAAGCGCAAACGCAGUCUCAGAGCUUCGCCUUCCCCUAUCUCACACUGCGGGUUCUCGGCUAGAUCUCUCAUCUUAUGUCUCUCCUUUAUUUUCCUUAUCUUGUUGCUGCAUCGGUUCCCAAUCGGCACGGCGUCGUUUCGUCCAGUUGUGAUAGUUUCUACUCUCUCGCUCUUGUCUUCAUCCACCAGCAAUUCUAUCCGCGAUUAUGUUAGCAGUAGAUUACUGUUACCGUUGAGAGUAGAGGACCGAGUCCUGUUUCCCGAUCAUGUUUUGCUGAUGGUUUCUCACAUUAACGAUAGAAGUGAGGUGCUGGAGUGUGUUUACUGCAAGGAUAUUGGAGUGGAGGCGGCGAAUAAAUUAAUUGUUAGGCCUGUGUCGUCCGUGGAUGAACUGGAUGAGCUCAGAUGGGUUGCGAGGUGUCCCCUUCCGCCCCAGAAUUACUCUGCUGAGGUUAAUCUGCGCAGACCGCCAAGGAAAGAGAGCAUCGUGGAUGGAGAUGAGUGGCUGCGGAGGGUUCAUCCCACAGUUCAUUCGUGGGAGAUGAUGGCAUAUGCGGCAGCUUUGGAUCGAGAUUCCGCGGUUGUGUUUGUCAAGGGAUUGAACCUUAGGCCGGAUAGGGAAUCAGAUCCCAGGCAAUUCAGUUGCCAUUUUGGAACGGGUGAUCGGGAGAGGGGUGGAAAAUUUGCGCUCACUACCAGGGCGUUUUCAGCUGCACAGGAGGUUAUUAGGUGUUCUUUGCCUAGGAGCAUUAGGAUGAACCCAAGUAAGGCUCAUGGGAUUAGGGUUACUGUAGGCUUGAAUUCUCAUUUCCAUGCCAAUGCCAGAGCUUCUAAUCAUGUUCUAGUACCUUCUGUGGCUAAGAUGUCAAGUCCCAAGUCAUACAAUUCCUACAAGCAUAAGAAAAAUCAGGGGAAGUAUCAGCUUUGCGUGUGCACCAUGGUAUGGAACCAAGCUUCUUCAUUACGGGAGUGGAUUAUGUACCAUGCCUGGCUUGGUGUUGAGCGCUGGUUCAUCUAUGAUAAUAACAGUGAUGAUAGAACUAAGGAGGUGAUUCAAGAGCUUGAAUUAGAAGAUUACAAUGUCACCAGGCACACCUGGCCAUGGAUUAAAACACAAGAAGCUGGUUUCUCGCACUGUGCUCUCAGAGCAAGAGAUGAAUGCAAUUGGGUGGGAUUCAUGGAUGUCGAUGAGUUCUUCUAUUUCCCAUUUCCAACCCACCGCCGAGGAUCCAAUAAACUGAUUUUUCGUGGUCAGAAUUCAUUGCGUACAUUGGUUGCAAAUUUUUCUUCAACAACCAUUGGGGAGAUCAGAACAGCUUGCCACAGCUAUGGGCCAUCUGGGUUGAAUUCCCUCCCUUCUCAAGGGGUAACUGUAGGGUACACUUGCAGGCUACAGAGCCCUGAGCGGCACAAGUCUAUUGUGCGCCCAGAUGUGCUUGACAGAACUCUUCUCAAUGUGGUGCACCACUUUCGGCUGAGAAAGGGAUUCAAGUACCUGAAUUUGCCUCAAAGCACAGGAGUGAUAAACCAUUAUAAGUACCAGGUGUGGGAGGCUUUUAGAGCAAAGUUCUUCAGAAGGGUUGCGACCUAUGUUGCAGAUUGGCAAGAGAAGGAGAAUGAAGGGUCAAAGGAUAGAGCGCCUGGUUUGGGGACAGAAGCCAUUGAACCACCCAAGUGGCCACUACAGUUUUGCGAAGUUUGGGACACUGGUUUGAGGGACUUUGUUUUGGCUAACUUGGCUGAUCCUACCACUGGGUUGCUGCCCUGGGAAAGGUCUCUUCUCUAACAAGUUAAAUUGGGGUGGUUGCAGCUUCCCUGCCCUUGUAAACAAAUCCAUCACACGUACAACAAUUCUUUCUUUUUAUUUCUUAGCAUUUUUGUAUCUGAUGUUUUAUUUUUGAUAGAAUGAAUUCAAAAGAGGCCAUAGAUGAAUAUAGGGUUCUUACAUGUAAUUUCCAACAAUGUGACACAAUUUCUUUUAUUGUUAUGUUUAUUGAAUGAUUUAUUGAUUCACCUUUUAUCUU